AUGAGUCACCGACACCUUGAUCAGAAUAAAGUCAUAGAUUUCAAGCGAUAUUACGCCUACGGGUUCCUUAUCAAUCUUUUACCAAUUUACAUUUUCUAUCCCGUGCGAACCGGUAAAACUCUUCAACAGGCCAAUAUUGGUACUGGUUCGUCCACCUCGCUUGUAUCCGUUAUCACAGAACGUGUUCGAACUGAAGGAGUACGUGGCUUGUACAAAGGAAUAAGUGUGUACGCUUUCGGUAGUAUCUCUGGACGUUUAGUACACUUUGCCACUUAUGACGCUUUACGAGAGCGUGUUUAUAAGGGACGAGGAAGUAGUGUUGGACUUGGUUGGCUGGAAGGACGAGAUCCUGCUACUAUUAAUGGAUUAUUAGGAACAAUAGCCGCUGUGACCACAUCAAGCUUUAUGGUGCCAUUUGAUGUGAUUGCGCAACAAUUGCAAGUUUCAAAAAAAGAAACAAUGAACGCUCAUAAUGUAAAUAUACCAUUAGCAGAAACAAACACGUUACCAAAGCGCAAGAUUCAUACUAUUAAUCAUCUAAUACAAUCCACAUAUAGCAGCAUUGGAUUAACAUCGUCAUCUAACACAACGCACGAAACCAAAACUCUUCAUCAACCUGGAGCCACAUCAGCAAAAGCAUCCCUUAAUCCUUCUUCCCGAAAUUUCAUUACGCGUCUAAAGCCACGCGAUGUGCCAUUGUACCGGUUUCUGUAUCGCGGUUGGGCUGCGGGAAUUUUAAACACAAUUUCCUUUUUCCCUGCCUAUUUCUACACAUACACAUUCGUAUUGGAACACUAUCAUCGACGUCGCCAUCACUUCACUUUCCUUCCCUCACCAUACUUUUUCUUUUCGGUGACUUCUGGAAUGGCGGCAGGUAUAACUGCAACUGUGGUCUCUGCACCAUUUGAUGUCGUGAAAACGCGAAUUCAGAUUGCGCGGAAAGCCGGCCAACAGAAUUUACGUUGGUUGACUAUGGCAAAAUCAAUAUUGCGUACCGAAGGAAUACGAGGCAUGUAUGUCGGGAUUUCAGCAAGAUUAUGGAUUGUGGUGCCAUUGGGCAGUUUAAAUUUCUGGGUAUUUGAAAAAGUUCGCGACUGGAGCGCUGUACCGAUUGAAUCGCCAUCCGGAAAUCAGCAUUCCGUGGCAUCGGAAACUUAG
Molecule: messenger RNA, 1158 nt
Organism: Ambispora leptoticha
Lineage: Eukaryota; Fungi; Glomeromycota; Glomeromycetes; Archaeosporales; Ambisporaceae
Source: the annotation of a GenBank genome assembly